AUGCCCCCGCCCGGCGGGUUCGAGGCAAUCAAGUACAAACGUUCGCUGCCUUUCCGUGGUCCAAGCGGUGCGGUCUUAUUGGGAGGCAUUGCGGCCGUAUGUGCAUAUGGGUUCUACAAGGUUGGGAAGGGAAACUUGGAGCGAAGGGAGUUGAAACGGGAGAAUACGUGGGCACGAAUUUAUUUGGUACCGUUAUUGUUGGCCGAAGGGGAUCGUGAUGCGUAUCGCCGCGAACAAGCAUCGCUUGCACGCGAGCGAGAGAUUAUGAAAGAUGUCAAAGGCUGGGAGGUUGGGAAGAGUGUGUACCAUAACACCAAGUACAAGCCGCAGGAAACAGUCGUGGUCAUCUGA
Rhizoctonia solani is the source of this 351-nucleotide messenger RNA. Its product is annotated as NADH dehydrogenase. The record is from RefSeq and is a predicted model, not a curated record. The transcript is spliced from 3 exons. The coding region runs from base 1 to 351 and encodes 116 amino acids. NCBI's taxonomy places the organism in Eukaryota, Fungi, Basidiomycota, Agaricomycetes, Cantharellales, Ceratobasidiaceae.